CGAAGCGUGGGAGGUGGGAUCCAGGUGCUGGAGGUGUGCUCAGGGCAGAGAAACCUGUUGGGGCGAGAGCAAAAGGGUUUUUUUUCCACAACAGAGCUCCUUCUUAGCGAACCCAACCGCGUAGUUUUAUUCUGUGGUGGGUCUGAAGUGUGUAUGUAUCGUGUGAAGUGCUGAAGAAGCGUUACAGAAAAGCAGUGAGUGUUUCCAUGCUGCUCAGAGCACAGCCUUUUGAUUAAAAGGUGCCCUGCUGUGAGAAGGACUGAAAAUGCUUCGCAUAAUGCUAUUUAAUAAAAAGAAUUUUGGCCAGUAUCAGAGGAACUAGCAGCUGGUUGAAUGAGAAGCCAUAAACCACAACUGGAUUUUCCAAAGGUGCACACCAGGGUUUGCCACUGAUGGCUCCUGAAGAAAUUUAGCUGAUGCAGGAGAAGUAGAACAUUAUUGCUUGAUUAAAUAAUCAGCUAAAUGAUAAGAAACAAAAGAUGAACCCUCAUAGAGAGGAGUGAGGGUUGUUAUUUCAUGCCUUUUCUAGGGCCUGUUUUGUAGGGUUCAGCAUAUAAACUGACAGGGAACCACAGUGAAGUCAGGUGGUUAAUUUUUCUUGUGAAGCUGGCAGGUAUAUUGUGGUAUAGUCAAGUCCUAGUAGUGAAAUUUUCAAGUCUUUAAGCUACUGAACAGCUGAACGAUACAUAGCUGACAGCAUCGAUUGUAGGACUGUUUUGUCUUCACAAUGUUUGGGGACUUAUUUGAAGAGGAUUUUUCCUUUAUUUCAAACAAUCAUUGCGGAAAAGGGAAGAAAUCAAAGCCCAGAGAUUCUGAGCCUCCAGCUCCCAGAGACUUCACCAACCUAAGCGGUAUCAAAAAUCAAGGUGGGACCUGCUACCUCAAUUCCCUUCUGCAGACGCUGCUUUUCACACCUGAAUUUAGAGAGGCACUGUUCUCUCUAGGACCUGAAGAGCUUGGAACUCUGGAUGAUAUCAAUAAACCAGACGCAAAGGUUCGAAUAAUUCCACUGCAACUUCAACGGUUAUUUGCUCAGCUUCUGCUCUUAGACCAGCAGGCUGCGUCUACAACAGACCUUACAGAGAGCUUUGGGUGGAACAGCAAUGAGGAAAUGAGGCAGCACGAUGUGCAGGAAUUAAAUCGGAUUCUGUUCAGUGCUUUGGAGACUUCUCUUGUGGGGACUUCGGGUCACGACCUUAUUAAUCGAUUGUACCAUGGAACUGUUGUCAACCAGAUUGUUUGUAAAGAAUGCAAGAAUAUCAGUGAGAGACAGGAAGAUUUCUUAGACCUAACAGUGGCAGUAAAAGGUGUAGCUGGCUUGGAGGAGGCCUUGUGGAACAUGUAUGUGGAAGAAGAGUACUUUGAAAAUGAGAACUUGUAUCGAUGCGGAGCCUGUGAUAAACUUGUUGAAGCUUCAAAGUCUGCUAAACUACGUAAGUUGCCUCCCUUUCUCACCAUUUCUCUCCUGAGAUUUAACUUUGACUUUGAGAAGUGUGAACGAUACAAGGAAACUAGUUGCUAUACGUUCCCUAUCCAGAUAAACCUGAGGCCUUUUUGUGAGCAGACUGAAAUGGAUGAUUCAGAGUACAUGUAUGAGCUCUUCUCUGUUAUUAUACAUAAAGGUGGCUGCUAUGGAGGACACUAUCAUGUUUAUAUCAAAGAUGUGGAUGAAUUAGGAAACUGGCAAUUACAAGAAGAUGAGGAUAGGCUAAUUGAAGAUAAGGCUUUAAGAGAGAAUGAAAAUGCCAAAGAAGCAGAAAAUCCACUGGCAGUGUUGAAAGGGAUUUUAUCAGAGGAAGAAUCUAAACAAAUACCUGUAGAUCAAUUAGGGCAGAAGUUACUGGAGAAAAAAAAGGUGUCCUGGAAUAAGAAAUACCGAAAACAAUAUGGAGCAUUACGAAAGUAUUUGCAAAAUCAUCCUCAGAUAUUUCAGUUCAGUCCUGACAAAAAUAAGGUUGGUCUGAAGGAAAAAUACAAGCUCCCAUUUAAGUCAGAUUCUCAAGGACUUGAUCUCCAAAGCCCUUCUCAGAAGAAUGAUAUCCAGUGGAAUUUAGAAAAAACACCUACAAGGCUAGAGGAGACUUCUGUUGGUUGCCAUUGGUUUGAUCUGAAUGAUUCAAAAGUCCAGCCGAUCAAGGAGGAGGAUAUUGAGCAACAAUUUCAGGGUAAAGAGAGUGCCUACAUGCUGUUUUAUCGAAAGUCACGGCUAAAAAGACCUCCUGAAGCUCGAGGAAAUCCAAGAUACCAAAUUCCUGAACAUCUUCUGAAUGAAAUGAAUGCUGCUAAUACUGAGCUGCAAAAGAAGAGAGCGGAAUGUGACUCAGCAAACAAUGGUAUUGAUUUGCAUCUCCAUUUGAGCUCGUGUUACAAAUUUUACAAUGGAGCUUUGCAUCCUUCACUUACUUGGAAAGAGAGUGUACUGGAUCUGACUAUUGACAGAAGAAAAACUCUAGGAGAUCUUCGACAGUCAAUAUUCCAGAUACUGGAAUCUUGGGAAGGAGACAUGAUUCUCAGUAAUGCCAAACCUUUACCAGCAGGACUGCAUCUUUACGAGAUCCUUGAUGGAGAUGAGCUGACACUGGACUGCUUUGGGCUGGCUGAUGGAGCAGACAUUUUUGUGUGGAAUGGGAAAGAGGUUGGCGGCAUAAAGGUGAUGACAGGCCCUGAUCAUGAACCUGUGAUCAUAAACGUUCUUCGUCUGGCAGAGUAUAAUGAAGGAGGGAAGGGUCAACACUUCACAGAAUCGCAGCACAUCUUUCCGUGCAGCACAAAACUGGAGGAUCUGCACAGGGCCUUAGCACCGUCAGGAGGAAUCAUCUUAAAGAAUGGCUCAGGACCUGAUAGAGAAGGCAAGAACUGGGAAGUACUUCUUGAAGAACAGAUGAAGGAAACAAUCAGAAGUGUCGGUCUGACGGAUGGAUGUUCAGUGCUAAUCUUAGACAGCCAUGACCAGAGCUUUGUGAAUGUUUCAAGUGGCAAUUUGACUGCUUUUACAUACGACAUCAGCUGGCUCCAAGUUAAAAACUUCUGCGGAACGGAAGAUGAAGAGAAACACGUUAAAAUUACUGCCACCAUUGAAACAGUGAUGUCAGAUAUCAAAAUGAAAGCAAUACAGGAGCUUCAACUAGACGAAGAGCUAGCAAGUGACAGUUGUCUUAGACCUGUUAGUGGAAAUGGGAAACUUCUCUCUCCAGUGCCUGAAGAUUAUACUGUCAAGGAAGCGGAACUGAAAAUGGGAAGCUUGCUUGGGCUGUGCCGGGGAAAAGCUCCAACUUCCACACAGCUCUUCUUAUAUUUUAUUAUUGGGCAUGACCAACAUAUGGGCCCUGAGAUGGAGAUAGUUGUGGAAGAAACUGCCUCUGUGAAAGAAUGUCUAAAUUUAAUGCUGGAAAAAUCUGGAUUAUCAGGUGACAGCUGGCAUUUGAGAAGGAUUGACUGGUGCUAUGAAGCAGGGGAAGCAUUAAGUCAGGAAAAUGCCACUCUGAAGGAGCUUAAUGUUUGUAGAGGAGAUACUUUGGUUAUAACUGAAGGAAAGCUUCCACCAAAGGGCUUUCUGAAAAUUCCCAUCUGGUGGUUCAAGCCUUCAAGCCAUAUGAAACAUGGAGAAAAUGGACUAGACCAAGUGAAUGGGUUGGCCUGCAGGAUGGACGAUUUGCAGGUGUCUCCUGCUGGAGCUUUGUCAGAGUCUGACUUCCAUGUUGAGUCCAGUAGUGUAGACUCACCAGAAUGCAUCCAAACAGACACGGAUCUGUGUUACGCUGGCAGUAUAGAAAUAGCAGGCGAAGCCACUUUGGAAGAUCUGAAGAUGCAGGCUAUGACCUUACCAUGUUGUCAGGAGCACGUUGUCCCACUGCCCACAUUUCUCAGAGCCUGGACAGUGGAAAGUAAGCGCCCAGGCAAGCUUUUACGACACAACAAGCAGCAACUCAAUGAAUAUAAACUGGGUGCCAGAGUGGCAAUCUGCAUAGAACCUUUGCAAAAAGAAGAAAACUUGGGCCCACAUGAACUGCUGCUUCGAGUACAGAUGGGCAUACCAGGGGAGAGGGACUACUAUGACUCCGUGGAUUUGGUGUGGGAUAUCUCCAAAGAAUGCACUACCUGGUCACUGAGGCAAAGAGUGGCUUCUCACUAUUGUCUCCCUGUAGAUAAAAUUGAAAUAGCCAAAUACUUCCCUGAAAAAUUUGAGUGGCUGCCAAUAUCUAGCUGGACUCAGCAAAUUUCAAAGAGAAAACGGAAGAAAAAACAGGAGAGUUUACAGUCAGCACCUUAUCAUCUGAAAGAUGGAGAUACCAUUGGGGUGAAGAAUCUUCUCCUUGAUGACAGUAAGGACUUCAGCACAGUGAGAGACGAUCUUGGAAAGGAGAAACAAAGGCAGCUUGCAUUAGAAAAAAAGAAAAGUCGGCAAGCUGAACGCUUACAGGACCAUGUUUUGUCUGAGGAAAAACUGAAUACUAAGCAACGUAAACCAGAAGUGGCUCUUUCUAUCAAUGUGGGAGUUUUCAGAUAGCACAGGAGAUGCUUUGCUGACAAGAACCUACUGCCGAUGUACUGAAUUGGAGUACCUCAACUGGACCAGCAAGAGGGAUGCUUGUUCUCAAAGCGUCUUCAAGAAUCACCGAGACAAACUGGAUAUAGGAUUUAAGAUAACUGAUUUUCUUCUAAUCUCUCUUGGAAGUGCUUUUGCAUCCCUUUGUCAAUGUGGUACUUACUCUCAGGCUAGGUAAAUGCACUUUAUUCAUGAGAAAAAUGAAUAAUAUAUUGUAUUACCUUUUGGUGACUUUUUAUAAUCACCCUAAAUGCUCUUUUUUGUCUGAUGCUGAUGUCUUGCACCAUCACUACGAAGUUUGCUUCCUUUUUUAAUGCGGUCAUAAACAUAUCUUUUUAGAAGUUAUUCUUCCCUCUCUGAUCACUAAAGUUACUAGCGAUACCAGAGUUUACUUCUGUCUGUUUAUAUAUAAACCUAAAUCUGUAGUAACUCGAAUCCGAUUUCAGGAAUGAAGGAAAUGUGGAAGUCUCUGGACAAAGGGUAGUAAACUGACUAAGAAAGGAUUAAGUUCAGAAUUUGUCAAGCACUUAAACCUGAAGACCCUUUCUGAUAUGAAAUAGUAGUGCAGUAGCCCUACAUUUUAAAGUUGCUUGUGGUUUUUUAUUAUUCACAAGCUUCGUUAAACAAAAGGAUGGAAAAUUUGGGCGGACCUGUUGUUUGGUCUUGUAUGAGUUCUAGUGUACUCAGGAAAAAGGCUAAUAUUUGUUACACUUGAGGAAAAAUGUUUCUCUUGGAGUCAGACGGUUGAUUUACAGCCUUCACAAUAGAAGGGCACGUAGGCAGCCCACUAACAAACAGCUGAACUCAGUAUCAAAGGUUCUUAAAUGUGAAGUGGAAUGUUUACUAAAUGCUUGUAAGAUUGGUUCUCAAGAUUGAGAGUGCCUGUAACUACCUAAUGAGACCGUGUUUUCCUACCCCUGAAGCUGGGAAUCAGGGUUUACUAAAAGUUGAUGUUUAGCAUCUUCAGAUAAACUUUUCUAGUGCUUAUAAUACUUACACUGUGUUCCCCCACUGCACAUGCCUAUUCAUUACCUAAUUUCCCAUCAGGUUCAGAAUUUUCUUUGGCUUAAAUUGUCAGUACUAGUUGUACUCAAACUCUUAAUGGAAUUAACUGUUUAUAAUCAAAUUCUAAGCACACUAUGAAUGAUAAGGUGACCAUAGAAUAGCGGAAGAUAACACGAGCAUUUCCAUGCAGCAGUAAAAUGCUGAUGGCAUGUAAUGUGUUUGCCUUUUGCUGCUGGGAACCUGUGCAAAUUGAUUAUUGUAUCAAACGGAGUCUGCUAUUAAACACACUACGUAGCCUCGUUGAACUACACAAAUGUUUGGAAAUCUUUUGAAAUGAGCAAGGCAACUUUUAAAAACAACUGUUCAACAUCGCCUGAAGUAUCCAGGGUGAACAAAAUGCAAGUAAUUUUUGGACACUACUGUGUUUAAUCUGUUUCAUGUAUGGAGAAGAUUUUGUAGAAGAUGUGAGUACAGCAGACUACUAAAAUUUUGACUAAUGUGAGAAAAUUCACUGACUUCACCUUUCGUAGAUUAGUAAUAUAGAUUAGUAAUAUGCUGGUAUUUUUGACAAUUUCAAGACAAACUGACAGUAUGAACAAAAUAAAAGGGAAGAAAAGUCAAAAGUACCUCAUCUUGAAGCAUGUGAUUAGUCUUUAAUCCUUUUGAUAGGCUUAAAAUUCAGCAGUUUCUGUGCUUUCUUAUGAUGUGUCAAUCAAGGGGGUAUUUUAAUUUCCUAACUCUUCUGGUCAUAGGUGGGCUUUACUUGAAUCUUGAACUCCUGGAAUCCUACUUUCAUAGAUUUUUUUUUUUUCUGAUUGAGUUGAGGGCAACCAAUUUCUUUCUCUCCAACUCAGCUUGCUGUAUCCAACUUAUUUUGUGAAACCUUCCUCCCUGUCAGCAAGUCGUCUUGUGAGCCAAGGUUUACAGAAACUGUGGCACAUGCUGAUUAGUAAGGUAAAGGAGAAAACUUUUUUAUUUGCAAGUGCAUUGCAUUGCACUUCCUGUGCUGUCACUUUAUUUCCUACAGUUCCAUGCUGGACAGCUGUAUUGGGCUUAACCUUCCCAACUACUUCAUAAUAACUAGUCUCUUCUUGAAAACGUGAGGUUUGAAGAAAUUUAAAUAUGAAUUACAAGGACUAACGCGGGGGGGGGAUCCUAGUAUGUGCCUUUGAAGUGUAAUGUAGCAGCUUCUGCACUGAACCAGUAUUGAAUUAUUUCUAAUGUUGGCUCAAAAUGCUUUCUUUUUUUUUGUUAAAGUUAUUGUGGACUGUUCCACAAUGAGGGUUCAUUAAAAGCAGGGUGGGGAGAGGGAAUACCUUUUUAAAAUGGAGUCUUUGUGAUUCCACAGUUUGUGAUGGUUAUAUUCCAAAGCCUGGAAAAGCUUUUGUCUUUAUUUUUCAAGUGUUCUUCACAAAAUAAAGAGUGAUUUAUAGAUGUCUA
Molecule: messenger RNA, 6991 nt
Organism: Anas platyrhynchos (mallard)
Lineage: Eukaryota; Metazoa; Chordata; Aves; Anseriformes; Anatidae
Source: RefSeq, a predicted model, not a curated record